CCUUCCCUCCUCGGCUCGGUCUCGAUCCAAAAGCUUUUCUUCCUAGCCGCGAUGGAUCUCGACCUUAGCGCGCCCCACUCGUUGGGAACCACCAUCAUCGGAGUGACCUACGACGGCGGUGUCGUCCUCGGAGCCGAUUCGAGGACGAGCACAGGAAUGUAUGUCGCUAAUCGGGCGUCGGAUAAGAUCACACAGUUGACGGACAAUGUCUACAUAUGCCGCUCUGGAUCGGCAGCUGAUUCCCAGGUUAUCUCUGACUAUGUCAGAUACUUUCUUCAUCAACACACAAUUCAGCUUGGACAGCCUUCAACGGUCAAGGUGGCAGCUAAUUUAGUUAGAUUGCUGUCAUACCAAAACAAGAACAUGCUACAAAUGGGCAUCAUUGUUGGUGGAUGGGACAAAUACGAAGGAGGUCAAAUAUAUUCCGUGCCACUUGGAGGGACAAUACUGAAGCAACCUUUUGCUAUCGGAGGAUCUGGUUCGAGCUACCUUUAUGGUUUCUUUGAUCAAGCAUGGAAGGAAGGGAUGAGCAAAGAUGAAGCUGAGAAAUUAGUGGUGAAGGCAGUCUCUCUUGCUAUUGCACGUGAUGGGGCGAGCGGAGGUGUCGUCCGUACUGUUACUAUCAAUGCUGAUGGUGUCACGAAGAACUUCUACUCCGGCGACUCCCUUCCUCUAUGGCAUGAAGAGCUGGAGCCACACAACUCGCUGCUGGAUAUCCUCUCGUCCAGCAGUCCCGAGCCUAUGAGCACAUGAUGUCCUGGUCUCUGUGCCACUCUCAUUCCCUGCUUUAAUGCUGUGUAGAUGCCAUGGAAGCCAUUGUGCCUCUGCAAAUUGGUUCUAAAAAUUUAUAUUGGCCUGGAGCUGCCACUGUUUUAUUUUGACCUUAGCAGCUUUGAGAUACAUCAGUGAUCAAACUUUACUAGUAUAAGAAUGUUGUUUUCUCUGCU
Molecule: messenger RNA, 947 nt
Organism: Musa acuminata subsp. malaccensis (wild Malaysian banana)
Lineage: Eukaryota; Viridiplantae; Streptophyta; Magnoliopsida; Zingiberales; Musaceae
Product: proteasome subunit beta type-6
Cellular component (GO): proteasome core complex
Molecular function (GO): threonine-type endopeptidase activity
Source: RefSeq, a predicted model, not a curated record